AUGGCAACCUCCGCCGCCCUCUCCGGCACCCUGGUCACAACCUCCUUCCUCCGGGGAAAGCCGGCGACUUCCCUCCGCCCGCUCUCCAAUUUUAACCAGGCUGUUUUUGGCCUCAAGACCACCGGUAGUCGACGUGGCCGGAUAACUUGUAUGGCUACACAUAAAGUGAAGUUGGUCACUCCGGAAGGUACGGUGGAGUUCGAGUGCCCGGACGACGUUUAUAUUCUCGACCAUGCAGAGGAGAAGGGGAUUGAUCUUCCUUACUCAUGCAGGGCUGGUUCUUGCUCUUCUUGUGCCGGAAAAGUGGUGGAGGGAGAAGUUGAUCAGUCCGAUGGGAGUUUUCUUGAGGAUGAGCAGAUGGAUGAAGGGUGGGUUCUCACUUGUGUUGCUUAUCCCAAGUCUAAUGUUACUAUUGAGACCCACAAGGAGGAGGAGCUCACUGCUUAA
This is a messenger RNA of Ilex paraguariensis (yerba mate), 447 nucleotides long. Lineage: Eukaryota; Viridiplantae; Streptophyta; Magnoliopsida; Aquifoliales; Aquifoliaceae. The record is from the annotation of a GenBank genome assembly.